CGGCCCCCCGCGCAAGCGGCGAUGGCGGCGGCGGCGGGAGCUGCAGCGGCGGCGGCCGCCGAGGUGCGGAAGGGGAGGGGGAGAGGCGGGUGCAUGCCCGCGCGCGCGCCCGGGGGAAGCGCGCGCCCGUGCAAUGCUCCGGGGGUGCAACGGGGCCGGGGGGCCCGGACGGGACUUGCAGCAAACCGGGGGGCCAGCACCGGGGGCGGAUGAGGGGACCAGGGGGUGGGAGGUGGGGGGAGUGGGCACGGAGGCGCGCAUGCAGCCGCCGGCCGUCCCCGAGUGGGCGGCGGGCGCCGGGGCCCCAGGAGCUCGCGCGAGGGGCACGAGGGGCCGUCCGCCGGGCUGGGGGGCAGCGGGCGCUGGAGGGGUUGGUGCCCGGGGUCCCCGCGGCCUGGGGGACAAAGGGGGAGCGGCGCGUGCAGCCGGGAGGAGGGGGCGGGGCCGGGGCGCGGAGGCCCCGCCCCCUCCCCCUCCUCUGCUCUCGGCCCCAGAGAUGCGGGGUCUGCCGAGAGGGAGGGGGUUGAUGCGGGCCCGGGGCAGAGGUCGUGCGGCCCCUCCGGGCAGCCGCGGCCGCGGCCGGGGGGGCCCCCAUCGAGGCAGAGGUAGGCCCCGGAGCCUCCUCUCUUUGCCCCGGGCCCAGGCGUCCUGGGCCCCCCAGCUGCCUCCCAGGCUGACCAGUCCGCCUGCUGUCGCUUGUCUCCCCUCCCAGGGGGAGGCCCCCGCCGACAUGGGGGCGCUUCUGCUGGAGAAGGAGCCCCGAGGAGCCGCGGAGAGAGUUCACAGCGCCCUGGGGGAUGCUCCCCGGAGCGAGGAGACCCUACCCAAGACCACCCCUGAGUCCCUGGAGCCUUCUGGUCCCUCCUCCCCGGCCUCUGUCACUGUCACCGUGGGCGAUGAGGGGGCCGACACCCCGAUCGGGGCCACGCCGUUCAUUGGAGAGGAACCCGAGAAUCUGGAGGGAGAUGGAGACCUGGCAGGGAGCCGCAUGCUGCUGGGCCAUGCCACCAAGUCCUUCCCCUCGUCCCCCAGCAAGGGGGGUGCCUGCCCCAGCCGUGCCAAGAUGUCAAUGACAGGGGCUGGGAAGUCACCUCCUUCUGUCCAGAGCUUGGCCAUGAGGCUGCUGAGUAUGCCUGGGGCCCAGGGAACCGCAGCAGCAGGGCCUGAGCCCCCUCCAGCCACCACCAGUCCAGAGGCGCAGCCUAAGGUCCACCGAGCCCGGAAAACCAUGUCCAAGCCGGGAAAUGGACAGCCCCCGGUACCUGAGAAGCGGCCUCCUGAAGUGCAGCAUUUCCGCAUGAGCGACGAUGUCCACUCGCUGGGGAAGGUGACCUCCGAAGUGGCCAAAAGGAGGAAGCUGAACACGGGAGGUGGCCUGGCAGAGGAGUUGGGUUCUACUCGGGGUUCAGGAGAGGUGACCCUGGAGAAGGGGGACCACAGGUCCCUGGAGGAGUGGGAGACAGUGGUGGGCGACGACUUCAGUCUCUACUAUGACUCCUACUCUGUGGAUGAGCGCGUGGACUCGGACAGCAAGUCUGAAGUUGAAGCUCUGGCAGAACAACUGAGUGAAGAGGAGGAAGAAGAGGAAGAGGAAGAAGAGGAGGAAGAGGAGGAGGAGGAAGAAGAAGAGGAGGAAGAUGAGGAAUCGGGCAACCAGUCAGAUAGGAGUGGCUCCAGUGGGCGACGCAAAGCCAAGAAGAAGUGGCGGAAGGACAGCCCCUGGGUGAAGCCGACUCGGAAACGCCGAAAGCGCGAGCCACCGCGGGCUAAGGAGCCACGAGGAGUGAAUGGUGUGGGCUCCUCAGGCCCCAGUGAGUACAUGGAGGUCCCUCUGGGGUCCCUGGAGCUGCCCAGCGAGGGGACCCUCUCCCCCAACCACGCUGGGGUGUCCAAUGACACGUCUUCACUGGAGACAGAACGAGGCUUUGAGGAGCUGCCCCUGUGUAGUUGCCGCAUGGAGGCCCCCAAGAUUGACCGCAUCAGCGAGAGAGCAGGUCACAAGUGCAUGGCCACUGAAAGCGUGGAUGGAGAGCUAUCGGGAUGCAAUGCUGCCAUCCUCAAGCGGGAGACCAUGAGGCCAUCAAGCCGUGUGGCGCUCAUGGUGCUCUGUGAGACCCACCGCGCCCGCAUGGUCAAGCACCACUGCUGCCCGGGCUGUGGCUACUUCUGCACUGCGGGCACCUUCCUGGAGUGCCAUCCUGACUUCCGUGUGGCCCACCGCUUCCACAAAGCCUGUGUGUCCCAGCUGAAUGGCAUGGUCUUCUGUCCCCACUGUGGGGAGGAUGCCUCUGAAGCCCAGGAGGUGACCAUCCCCCGAGGCGAUGGUGUUACAUCCCCAGCUGGCACUGCAGCCCCUCUGCCCCCAACCCUGGCCCAGGAUGCCCCUGGGAGAGCAGACACUUCCCAGCCCAGCGCCCGAAUGCGUGGGCACGGGGAGCCACGACGUCCACCCUGUGACCCCCUGGCUGACACCAUCGACAGUUCUGGGCCCUCUUUGACCCUGCCCAGUGGGGGCUGCCUGUCAGCUGUGGGGCUGCCACCAGGGCCAGGCCGAGAGGCCCUGGAAAAGGCUCUGGUCAUCCAGGAGUCAGAGAGGAGGAAGAAGCUCCGGUUCCACCCCCGGCAGCUGUACCUGUCAGUGAAGCAGGGGGAGCUGCAGAAAGUGAUCCUCAUGCUGUUGGACAACCUGGACCCCAACUUCCAGAGUGACCAGCAGAGCAAGCGCACACCCCUGCACGCGGCCGCCCAGAAGGGCUCUGUGGAGAUCUGCCAUGUGCUGCUGCAGGCUGGAGCUAACAUCAAUGCAGUGGACAAGCAGCAGCGGACGCCCCUGAUGGAGGCUGUGGUGCACAACCACCUGGACGUGGCCCGCUACAUGGUGCAGCGCGGCGGCUGCGUGUACAGCAAGGAAGAGGAUGGCUCCACCUGCCUCCACCAUGCAGCCAAGAUUGGGAACCUGGAGAUGGUCAGCCUGUUGCUCAGCACGGGACAAGUGGAUGUCAAUGCCCAGGACAGCGGCGGGUGGACGCCCAUCAUCUGGGCCGCAGAACACAAACACAUUGAAGUGAUCCGCAUGCUGCUGACACGGGGUGCUGACGUCACACUUACUGACAAUGAGGAGAAUAUCUGUCUGCAUUGGGCCUCCUUCACUGGCAGCGCUGCCAUUGCCGAGGUCCUCCUGAAUGCCCGCUGCGACCUGCAUGCCGUCAACUACCAUGGGGACACGCCGCUGCACAUCGCGGCCCGGGAGAGCUACCACGACUGCGUGCUGUUGUUCCUUUCACGUGGGGCCAACCCUGAGCUACGUAAUAAGGAGGGGGACACAGCAUGGGACCUGACCCCUGAACGCUCCGACGUGUGGUUUGCACUCCAGCUCAACCGCAAGCUCCGGCUCGGGGUGGGGAACCGCGCCAUCCGCACUGAGAAGAUUAUCUGCCGGGAUGUGGCUCGAGGCUAUGAGAACGUGCCCAUUCCCUGCGUCAACGGAGUGGAUGGGGAACCCUGCCCCGAGGAUUACAAGUACAUCUCGGAGAACUGCGAGACCUCCACCAUGAACAUUGACCGCAACAUCACCCACCUGCAGCAUUGCACGUGUGUGGACGACUGCUCCAGCUCCAACUGCCUGUGCGGCCAGCUCAGCAUCCGAUGCUGGUAUGACAAGGAUGGGCGGCUGCUCCAGGAAUUUAACAAGAUCGAGCCCCCUCUGAUUUUCGAGUGUAACCAGGCAUGCUCCUGCUGGAGAAACUGCAAGAACCGGGUGGUGCAGAGCGGCAUCAAGGUGCGCCUGCAGCUCUACCGAACAGCCAAGAUGGGCUGGGGGGUCCGCGCCCUGCAGACCAUCCCCCAGGGGACCUUCAUCUGCGAGUAUGUUGGGGAGCUUAUCUCUGAUGCUGAGGCCGACGUCCGGGAGGAUGAUUCUUACCUCUUCGACUUAGACAAUAAGGACGGAGAGGUCUACUGCAUUGAUGCCCGUUACUAUGGCAACAUCAGCCGCUUCAUCAACCACCUGUGUGACCCCAACAUCAUCCCUGUCCGCGUUUUUAUGCUGCACCAAGAUCUGCGGUUUCCACGCAUCGCCUUCUUCAGUUCGCGCGACAUCCGGACUGGAGAGGAACUAGGAUUUGACUACGGUGACCGCUUCUGGGACAUCAAAAGCAAAUAUUUCACGUGCCAGUGUGGCUCUGAGAAGUGCAAGCACUCAGCUGAGGCCAUCGCCCUGGAGCAGAGCCGCCUGGCCCGAAUGGAUCCUCACCCCGAGCUGCUGCCCGAGCUCGGCUCCCUGCCCCCCGUCAGCACCUGAGCCUGGACCAAACCCGCUGACCCUGUCCCCCAGUGCCACCCUGGAAGGCCAGCAGCCCAGCCACCUCUGCCACCUGCUGCUCACAGCCCUCCUCUCCUCUACUGCCCCUCCACACGUUCCUCCAGCAGACACCCCAGCCAGGCCCUGGAGGUCUGACAGCCCCCCCGACUCCCAGAGCUGGUUCCUUCCUGGGAAGGUGAUGUCAGGGCUGGCCAACCCCUGCUCCCCACCUCCACUGAAAUUUGAUGAAUUGAAAUUGGGCCUCAAUGCCAACUGGUUCCCCUUGAUCUCAGUAAACGCUGGGUUUGGUAAUAAACUGUCUAGGUAAUUGUUGCCA
Molecule: messenger RNA, 4637 nt
Organism: Ochotona princeps (American pika)
Lineage: Eukaryota; Metazoa; Chordata; Mammalia; Lagomorpha; Ochotonidae
Gene: EHMT2
Product: euchromatic histone lysine methyltransferase 2
Exons: 27
Coding region: 134-4300 (1388 amino acids)
Cellular component (GO): nucleus
Molecular function (GO): histone methyltransferase activity; zinc ion binding; p53 binding
Source: RefSeq, a predicted model, not a curated record